GGCGUAAAUCUGGGAUCAGAUCCGCAAAAACUGAUUCUCAAGCUCGUCGCUGACACAGAAGUAGCCUGUCGCACCUCCUCGGUCGGAUUCUUGCCUUCUCGACAAUUCCAGUGUCGUCUUGAUGAAAUGUCAUCCAUCAACGGAAAGGAACUCGUGACCGCUCGGCUUAACUUGACCGUCCUAGGGGUCUCCAGUGAGGUGAGUUCUGUGCCGUUCCACUUUCUAACGCCCUCCAUCACUGACUUUGUGCCCUCGCGUGGGCCAGUCGCGGGUGGAACACUAAUCCGCGUACACGGUACAAAUCUCAAUGUGGGCGCUGAUGUCUCAGCCUACCUCAUCCUGAACACACUCAACACGCAAGCGAAGGCCAAAUGUAGCAUUGAGUUGUAA
Dibothriocephalus latus is the source of this 390-nucleotide messenger RNA. Lineage: Eukaryota; Metazoa; Platyhelminthes; Cestoda; Diphyllobothriidea; Diphyllobothriidae. The record is from the annotation of a GenBank genome assembly.